Molecule: messenger RNA, 2101 nt
Organism: Planococcus citri (citrus mealybug)
Lineage: Eukaryota; Metazoa; Arthropoda; Insecta; Hemiptera; Pseudococcidae
Exons: 1
Coding region: 205-2091 (628 amino acids)
Source: RefSeq, a predicted model, not a curated record
UAUAAUGGAAGAAAUCAUUCCUACUCAUGGACACAUCGAUUACGAAAAAGAGACAGGCAACAGAGGGAACAGUGGUUUUCAACCAGUUCAUCGUCAUUCAGUUUAAUUUCGUUACAAUCUUCACUUCAAAAUAUCAGUUCAACUUCGUUACAAUCUACACUUCCCGAUGUUUCUGUCAAUACAGUGGCACCAUGUACUCCAAUAAUGGAAACUUCGAUUAAUUCCUUGUGGAAUAGUGAUGCCGAAAAUGAAAAUGAUCAUCGUAGUCAGGAACAAAAGGCUUCAAAUAAAAAUGCUUUGAGAGAAGAGCUAGCAUACUGGGCAAUUAAGAAUGGCAUCACAAUUAGCUCACUUACUCAACUUUUGAAGAUCUUAGCACCUAAAAUUGGCAUUCCUCUACCUAUAGAUGGACGAACUAUUCUUCAAACACCCGCCAAGAAAGUAAGCAUACGAGAAAUGGAUGAUGGUUUCUUUUUUUAUUUUGGUGUUGAAAAAUCGUUGAAAAAACUGAUAGCAGCCAAACGUGUCGUCAAUUCGGAUAUAAUAUUGGAUUUUAAUGUUGAUGGAGUUUCAAUUUCAAAAAGCAACAAUCAAGCUUUAUGGCCGAUUUUGUGCAAAGUGGAGGGAGUAGUUUUUGUUGUAGCAUUGUACUUGGGAAAAUCUAAACCAAACUCGAGUAAACAUUUUUUUCGUGAUUUUGUAACUGAAUGUAAUAAGCUUAUCACUGAAAACUUAGUUUUUGAAAACAAAAUGUACACCUUCAAAGUCCGUAAUUUCAUAGCAGACGCACCCGCGAAGAGCUUUGCUCUAAACAUCAAAGGACAUGCUGGUUAUAAUUCUUGCCUUCGAUGUGACGUUAAAGGCCAUCACUUGAAGAAACGCACCACAUUUUAUGUCAAUUCGUCAAGAUUGAAUACAUUGAAAAUCAGAAAUAAAAAGCUCUUUAGAAAACGAAAAUAUGAUAAGCUUCAAAAUGGUAGUACUCCGUUAUCCAAAUUGAAAGGAUUCGAUCCAAUAUUCAACACACCAUAUGACUACUUACAUUUGAUCUGUCUUGGUGUGAUGAAAACUCUCAUUCACUUCUGGAUUGGAGCAAAAAAAAAAAGGUUUGCACAUUCUCUCAACUAUAUCGAAAUAAUAAAGGUAUCAAAGAGGUUGAGUACUUAUAGAAAAUUUUGCCCUAGAGAAUUUCAAAGAAGGACCAGAUCUUUAGACGAAGUGGCAUACUGGAAGGCAGUUGAGUUUCGUAUGGUGAUUUUGUAUGUUGGAAUAGUGGCAUUUCAGGGAAUACUUCACACACGCGCAUACAGACAUUUUCUUCUAUUAAAUUUUGCGAUGCGAUGUUAUAGUGUAGAUCAAUACUUGAAUUAUUCAGAUGAAGCAAAAACUGCCUUGGAAAAAUUUGUUCGGUUAUAUUCAAAACUUUAUGGAAGAGAAUCAAUCUCGCAUAAUAUUCACGCAUUACUGCAUGUUCCUGCUGAUGUUAGAUUACAUGGACCUGUCGAUAAUUUCUCCGCAUUUGUGUUCGAAAGUUACAUGAAAGUACUUAAAGAAAUGGUACGAACUGGCCCUAACGCAUUGCAACAGCUCGUAAAUCGAAUCACUGAAGGUGAGCAGCUUUUAAAACCACUCACAUCCUCCUGUACUAUGCAGACGUUGGGCAGAGAAAGGAAAUCCAUGGCGAAAGAUGCAUCUACUUUUCCAUUUCCUAUUAAUAUUCCUCAAAAUGAGUACACGUCAUAUAAGUCUGUGAAGAUAGAGGAUAGCUUUAUUUCAGCUUGUAGAUUCUGUGAUGGUGUCAUCUUUUUAGAUACUAGGGAAAUCAUGGUUGUCGAAAACAUCAUUAAACACAAGAUCAGUAACCAGCUUUUUCUUGUUGGGAGGCAGUUCCAGUCUAUCAAGGAAUAUUAUAGUUUUCCGCAUUCUUCGAUUGAAGUGGGAGUGUUCAAAGUUUCAAAUUUAUCAACUGAACUUUUCAUUCAUCCAAUUAUUGCUUUUGCUAAAAAAGCAUUUAUGCUACCUACAGAUACUGCAUCGACAUAUGCGGCAAUGGAGAUGUUACAUUGUCCAUCAUUACCAUCACGCCAAUAACACCAUGUUA